Loa loa (African eye worm) is the source of this 369-nucleotide messenger RNA. RefSeq lists its product as hypothetical. The record is from RefSeq and is a predicted model, not a curated record. Bases 1 to 369 code for a protein of 122 amino acids. NCBI's taxonomy places the organism in Eukaryota, Metazoa, Nematoda, Chromadorea, Rhabditida, Onchocercidae. The transcript has 3 exons.
AUGACAGGAACGAAGACAGUUAAAGUUAAACAAAAAGAGAAUUUCGUGAUCGAUUUGCCCACUGAUUCAAAUCAAGCUUCAAACCUCGAUUCGGCUAUUAACUGGUUCAGGCAUGAAAUCGAUGAAAUUGAGGCUAGAACAAUGCGUGAAAUUCCUCUAAACAAAUUGUUAAGCUUCAAAAAAAGCAUGAUGCCGUUGGAAAGAAAUCAUUCACCAGCUACUGUAAACAUCAUUUCGAAUCAUUCGAUCAGUAUUACGGGAGAUGAAAAGGCGCAAUCAUUCAGUGAUGAAUCUGUCGCGAAUUCCAAUUUCGCGAAAGACCAAAGUAUAAAAAAUUAUCUAUCCAUGCAAUCAUCACUCAUGUCUUAG